CUUUGGUUGAUUUGAUUUGGUUUGGUUCUAUUUGCCUUUCUCUUUCAGCUUGAUCCUCUUUUCAUCUUCAAUUUCACCUUUGUCUUCUCCUCUCUUUCUCUCUCUCUCUACACGCCUGCACGCCUACACGCUUACACUCCUAUUCAUCUUUCUAGGCGUCCUUUUGCUGUACUACGGUCCUGCGCCAAUGUCUUGUCCCUAAGCAAACUCUUUGAAUUGCACCCUCCCCCGGUCAAUCCUUUGCCCUGCAUUGUCGCACAAGCAUUGUCAAAUCGAAUUCCGCCAUAAUAUACUCCUGUGUAUAUAUAUAUAUCGUCACCAACAAUGGGCGCUACAGAUCCCGAGGACAAAGGCGAAAGCCAGAUCCAGAUGUCUUCGCCGGACCUCCCUCCACUGACGACUACGACGGAGCGCAAGCUCAUGGCAAAGGUCGACUGGCAUGUUGUUCCGUGUUUAUGUGUGAUGUACCUGUUGGCGUUUUUGGAUCGUGUCAAUAUCAGUAAUGCGGCGGUUCUCGGACUCAAGGAAGACCUGGGUAUCUUACAUGGGACCAAAUACAACACCGCGUUGACCAUUUUCUUCGUUCCGUAUAUUAUUUUCGAGAUUCCGUCCAAUCUCCUGCUCAAGAAAUUGAAACCGCAUGUUUGGUUAUCGCUAUGUAUGUUUGGUUUUGGCAUCGUUAUGCUUUGCCAGGGUUUUGUGCAGAAUUGGGGUGGUCUGAUGACUACUCGCUGGUUCCUGGGAAUGUUCGAAACCGGCCUCUUCCCCGGAUGCUUCUAUCUGAUGGGGAUGUGGUAUAAGCGCAGCGAAGCUCAAAAGCGAUUCAGCUUUUUCUUCAGCUCCACGACUCUGGCUGGUGCGUUUGGUGGUGUUCUCGCGGCUGGAAUUGGAGAGAUGGACGGGAUCCGUGGGAUCGCGGGUUGGCGGUGGGUUUUCAUCAUUGAGGGUAUUCUCACGGCUGUCGUUGGGUUGGUUUGCUUCUUUGUCGUCCCUGGUUUCCCGGAAGAGGUCAAGUGGCUCAACGAAGAGGAGCGGGAGUUCCUUCGUGCGAAGCUGGCUCAGGAUGUUGGAAAGGCCAACCAUGACGCAAAAUUGGGCUGGCGCGAUGUCUUGGAUGUAUUCAAGGACUACAAGAUAAUCAUUGGCGGUUGGAUGUACUUUGGUCAGGUUGUCACAGCCUACGGAUAUGCGUACUUUGCGCCAACUAUUAUCCAGACCUAUGGUUAUAGCAGUAUCAAAACGAAUUUGUACUCAAUUCCACCAUGGGCAGUCGCAUUCGUCUUUUCUAUGAUAGUCGCAUAUCUCUCCGAUAAGGUGAAGCAUCGGUAUGCUUUCACGGUAGUUCCGAUGCUCAUUGCAAUCGCAGGAUAUGGCAUUCUGCUGAAUAUCCAUGGGCAAGAUCAAAAGAAUACCCAGUAUGGCGCUCUCUUCUUGGUCACCAGUGGUUGUUACAGCGCAAUGCCAGUCAUUGUGUGUUGGUUCACAAUGAAUCUGGGAGGGCAUCGACGACGUGGUAUAGGAUCUGCAUGGCAGAUUGGGUUUGGAAACAUCGGCGGAAUUAUAUCCACCUACUCUUUCUUGGAGAAAGAUGCCCCCCUCUACCGACCAGGGUAUAUCAUCAGUUUAUCCUUCCUUUGCUUCUCUGCUGCCCUCUGCACGUGUUACUUUGCCGCCUGCUGGUGGGAUAAUCGCAGGCGUGACCGUGCCCUGGCAAAUGGCACCGCACCUGUGCCAACCGAGGAAGAAGUGGCUUACAUGGGCGAUAUGGCGCCCAACUACCGCUACCUCUACUAACGGAUAUCAUGAUAUCGUGGUUUCUCUUUUAUCUUAUCUCUUUUCCUUUAUU
Messenger RNA from Aspergillus ruber CBS 135680, 1846 nucleotides. RefSeq names its product putative MFS transporter. Bases 325 to 1794 code for a protein of 489 amino acids. NCBI's taxonomy places the organism in Eukaryota, Fungi, Ascomycota, Eurotiomycetes, Eurotiales, Aspergillaceae. The transcript has 10 exons. The record is from RefSeq and is a predicted model, not a curated record. Gene Ontology annotation, molecular function: transmembrane transporter activity. Gene Ontology annotation, biological process: transmembrane transport. Gene Ontology annotation, cellular component: plasma membrane.